Molecule: messenger RNA, 607 nt
Organism: Notolabrus celidotus (New Zealand spotty)
Lineage: Eukaryota; Metazoa; Chordata; Actinopteri; Labriformes; Labridae
Gene: emx3
Product: empty spiracles homeobox 3
Exons: 3
Coding region: 236-607 (123 amino acids)
Source: RefSeq, a predicted model, not a curated record
CCUCCGCAGCCCGCAGCCUGACACACUCUCCGGGCUUCAGAUGCAGCAUGAGGCGGCAGGAGGAGCGAGGAAGCACCGACUGAUCAGAGCCUGCAGCCCGCCUCAGAGUGCUCCUAACCCGGCUGCUGCUGCUGCUGCGAGGACCCCACUGGACUCUUGGAGGGGACUUUAUUGAUCCUGCACGCGGCUGGAGCAGGCUGAGACGCCGCCCCGCACACAGCUUCACGUGCCUACAAUGUUCCACCACAGCAAUAACAAGAAAUGCUUCACCAUCGAGUCUCUGGUGGGGAAGGACGCGCUCAGCCACAGCGGCUCCGGGGACGAACCCAUCCGGCCCACGGCGCUGCGCUUCCCGGACUCCCUGCACCCCGCAGGGGUCUUUGGGUCCUGCUUCCAGGGGGGCAGCGGCAGGACUCUGUACUCCGCAGGGCCGGACAUGGUGCUCCAGGACCCCGGGACGCACGCACAGAGCCCCGGAGCGCUGCCCCUGCACCCGCUGCAGAUCCCCGCGCAGAGCUUCUUCAGCGCGCAGCACCGCGACGCGCUCAGCUUCUACCCGUGGGUGCUGCGGGGCCGGUACCUGGGACACCGCUUCCAAGACAAAUGA